This is a messenger RNA of Aphanomyces astaci, 2899 nucleotides long. RefSeq lists its product as hypothetical. The record is from RefSeq and is a predicted model, not a curated record. The coding region runs from base 83 to 2899 and encodes 938 amino acids. The transcript is spliced from 3 exons. NCBI's taxonomy places the organism in Eukaryota, Oomycota, Saprolegniomycetes, Saprolegniales, Verrucalvaceae.
GUUUGUAUGCAAUUUGAUUGGUUACUGAAUGGUCGCCAAAGAUAUGCCUUUUUGAAAUCGUGCGAGUUUGAAUUUCGAAGCCAUGAGCCAACGUGGCAACAACAAUGGCCGCGAAGGCCUUUCAUCGCCACCGUUCACACCACGCACGAUGUCGCAUGAGGCGCAUAGUCGUGUAGCGCAAGUGGAGGAGUAUGUGGUGGAGACAGUGGCAGAAGUCGGCGCUACAGCCAAAGCCAUCGUACAAGAACUCAAAGUUGACAUCGAACACAUUGUAGAAGUCAGCACGAGCCCACGUGAGAGUCCAAGCAAGGGAAGCUUCAUGGAGAAGAUCCAAACUCUCAAAAACUUGAGUCCAACCAAGGCUGACAUGGUCAACAGUGUCAACAAAAUCAAGAGUAUGUGGAGGUAUCGCCACUCGACUGUCACGACGGACGGAGGAGAAGGCGGCUUCGACGGCGACGACGGGUACUCUUCGUCCGAAGAAGACGAGGAAGAGUGGAGUGUUGUGCUGGAUAAACCCAUUGAAACCAUCCUUGCCGACUACUCGAAUCGAAAGUGGAAAGACGCGCCGGACUACCUCCUUCGUACCCUCCACAUCCACACUCUGCGCCAACUGCCCAUUCCACAUACCCGCAAACUGUACCUCAUCCUCACUGGCCCUGGGUACACUUUGUUUAUCACUGUAGCCAAUUGGGCGCUGGCCUCGAGCAUCUUCGUCAUGUACGCGGUGCUGGUCGGGUUUGGGUCGGCCGUGUACUGCUCCGCUGUGGUCACGGGGGUACUGCCCCGCCCCGUCUUGCGGUCGUGGAAAGCGCUGUUCAAGCUCGAAUGGGAAGCGCUCAAGUUGUUUUUGCGGUUGGAAUGGGAGGCCUGCUUGGACUACCGCGUCCGACAGCCGCGUAUCGAUGAGCUGGUCACGAGCCCAGACAAGGAGACCAAGAAGCGAGUCCUCGCGCAAGUUGUCGACACAGUCCUGGACAACAUCCGCGCCGAUGUGGCGGGUAGCAUGCGGUACAAGGACCUGUCGAGCGCCGUAUCUCUCGGAAGUGUCGUCGUGUGCGGCACCCUGUACGUGCUGUUUGUCGCGUUCACGUUCAUUGGCACGAAUAUGGACUUUACCCAAAUGAACACCAAGAACUUUGACGGGCUGGCCAUCAUCUUGCCAUUUUUGCUCGCGGAGGAGCUGGCAGUAUUUCUCGCGCGCGUGACGCUCGUGAUCAAGUGGUUUUCGGUCUUUCUGCACGACAACGCGGUGGUGCAGAUGCUCGUGGACGACAACGAGCCCCAGGAGAAGGCGUCGUUGUCCGAGUUCAUCAACGACGCGCGCACCAUGUGCAAGAGCAUUGGCGUCGGCGCGUGGGACAUGACGGGCAUCGCGUCGGCCAUGACCGCGGUGUGGACCAUCUUCUUUUUGUACCAGAGUUACUACGUCGACCUGAAAUCGCAGGGGUUGGAGCCAGGCCCACCAGGCCUCGCGGACACGAUGUUUUGGUCCAUGGUGCUGUACUCGGUGACGAUCAUCACGCUGUGUGCUCUGCCGUUCACGAGUUGGUUUGGCGGCGCCGUGGCCGACGACAAGUACACGGCGAUGCUCAAAAGUUGCCAGACGUUCAUGAUGAUGAAUCGGCUCUCCACGGUUCAGCAAGAGGUAUCGCUGGCGCUUCGCAAGGAGAUUGCGCGCCAACGCGGCGUUCCCGUCGGCCAGCACGUGAGCUCCGAGGAGAAGCGGGUGCUGCGGAGCUUCCGCGCUGGGAUUCUGAAGACUCUCGACAAGGCUGACUUUGUCUCGUUCUUUUUAUAUACGAUUUGCAUGGCGUUGGUCGACUUCGAAGCCUCGGAUGGCGAGAACGCGUACUACCGCGACACGUCCAACGGCGGCAAGGUUCCGACUAGCAUCAAGCGGCUGCGACACCGCGGCACGUACACCCACUGCACCAAGCUGGAAAUCCCCAUCGAUCAGCUCCAGGCCGUGGAAAUUGCGCUCUUCAACGCGUCCGCCGCCCGCUACGACGACGUCGACGUCGUGGACGCAUCGUCCUCCCCCAGCAAGGAAAAGGCCCAGGGGGCGGUGGUGUCGAGCAUGUACGACGUGGUCGUGCUCGAUACGACCGUGGGCGCGUCGUUCAUUGACAAGCAAGUGUACGACCUCAGUCAAGUGCUGGACAAUCCGAGCGUGCGAUACCACGCCGUGUACCGUAACCCGUACACCAACCAGUUGGUCCUCGGGCUCGAGAUGAAGAUGAUGGAGCGCCGUGACAAGCUCCGUCAGACCACGACGAACGUGCUCGGCAGCGUCUACCUUCUCGCCGUCACGAACGCGCAAAACCAGUUUGAAAUCGGCAACGGCCCCAUCUUCCUUCGCGGCGCCGGACUGGAAAAGAAAACGCUCAAGCUCGAAGCCGUCGACUUGCUCUUUGAACGGGUCGGCGGUCGCGUGCUUCCCCGAUAUAUCCGCCGCUGUACGUUGGCGAUGCACCAUGAAGCGACGUUGUUUGCCCAAGCCGACGACUACCUCCGGGGCAACUUGCACGCCGUACCGCCCACGUCUCAGGGAUCGUCGACGACUACUUCGCUAAGUCGCAAAGGCUCGACCUCUGGGCCUGAACCGUCGCGCAGCACCGGCAGCGCGUCGCACUUGACAGCGUCCGAUUAUCGAACGGCCAAGACCACCACGGACGGUGGCGGCGGCGGAUCGCAACGCAGGGCCAGUGGGUUAAAGUUGUCCACCCACAGCUGGAAGGAGGGCUCUAGCCGCGAAGCCGCCACCACGACCCCCCCCCCUCCCACCGAGUCCCAACAUGUUCAACCUGCUCAACGCGUGGGGACAGACGCGGCCCUUCAACGUGUGCACAGUGUCACUUCGAACCGAGACUUGUCCUCGUGGACGUCCAAUCCUUGA